AUGAAUGAAGAUCUCUCAAGCCCACAAAUGUCUCUAAAUAAUUAUUAUAGUCCAGGAGAUUAUCUCAUUACUGGAGUUAUACCAGUGAAGACAGCUAAGUAUCCAGAAUAUGCUUUCUUGUCUGACCCUGCCCAUGACUCCCUCAUGAUAUGGGAGAUGAACUACCAGCAUGUCCUAGCCAUCUUGUUUGCCAUUAAAGAGAUCAGUGAAAAUCCCAAGCUCUUACCCAAUAUCACCCUCGGCUACAGCAUCUAUGAAAACUGUUUCAGUGUCAGGAUAACCUGUGAAGCCACAGCAGAUCUCCUCUCCACUGGACAUUGGAUGGUCCCUAAUUUCAAGUGUGGAAGGCAAGAAAAGCUCCUGGCUGUUAUUCAAGGAGGGGACUUUGAAACCUUUUUUCAGAUGGCAACUAUGUUAGAUGUGUACAAGGUCCCUCAGCUGACUUAUGGUUUUGUCAACCACAUUCUGAGUGACAAAACUCCAUUCCCCUCUUCCUACUGGAUGAGUCCCAAGGCAACUCUGCAGUACAAGGGGAUACUUAAGUUGCUGCAGUAUUUUGGGUGGACGUGGGUCGGUCUCAUUGCUCCAGACAAUGAUGGUGGAGAACUCUUUAGGAAAGCCAAUGUGAUGAUCUGUUAUGGGGACUCUGAUUCAAUGUUACUGUUGCCAUAUGGACUAAAUGAAAUUGAAAGAAUAAAUAAUGCCUCUAUAGGGAAAGUUUGGAUCUCCACAGCUUUGUGGGGCUUCACCUUAAGCACGUUUUUUACAUACUGGAAUAUCAAAUUCUUCCAUGGGUCAUUGGCCUUCAGCAUUCAAACAAAUAAGAGGUCCAAAUCCCAGGACCUUUUCUUGACUCAAGAUGAAUAUUCCCUUGAUUCUGCUCAGUCGGAAACAUUUGACUGCGCUCAUUCAAACCACAGAUGGACAAGGAAAACCUGGAAAAGAUGCAGGGAGAGGGGAAAGCUGGAAGGUCUUCCCCCAGCUUGGCUUGGGAAAGGGAUGUCUGCUGAGAGUGACAAUGUUUAUCGUGCUGUCUAUGUUGUGGCGCAUGCCUUCCAUGCUCUGAUCACAUCCAUAUCUAGCCGCAUGAAGACUGCAGAAGAAGGCAGACUGGACCUUCUGAACAUAGAGCCAUGGCAGCUCCACCCUUUUCUGAGAAGUGUCCGCUUCAACAGUAAUGCCAUGGAUGAGGUGCAUUUUGAUGAAGAUGGGGAAUUGGUGGCUGAUUAUGAUAUUGUGAAUUUGGUCACAUUCCCAAACCAAUCUGCUGUAAGAGUGAAAGUUGGGACGUUGGAGACCCAGGCAUCAUCAGGCCUAGAGCUGACUGUUCACGAAGAGGCCAUUGUGUGGCCCAAUUGGUUUAACCAGACAAAGCCCCAUUCUGCCUGUACAGAAAGCUGCCAACCUGGAUACAGCAAGGUGGUGCCAGAAGGACAGCCAAUCUGCUGCUACCAUUGUACCCCAUGCAUGAAAGGGACCAUUUCUACUCACACAGAUGCAGAUCAUUGUCAUGAGUGUCCACGAGAUCAAUACUCAAACAGUGAGAGAGAUCAAUGUAUCCCCAAGACAAUAGACUUCCUCUCCUAUGAAGAACCUCUGGGGAUUACCUUUAUUGUCUUUGCCCUUUUCUUCUGCCUAAUCACAGGUUCUGUUUUGGGAAUCUUUGUUAAAUACCAAAACACUCCAAUAGUUAAAGCCAAUAACCGAAACCUCUCUUACAUCCUCCUCAUUGCCCUCCUGCUUUCCUUUUUGGCCUCCUUUCUAUUCAUUGGCCAACCUCAAAAUGUCACCUGCCUCCUCCGCCAAACAGCCAUCAGCAUCAUCUUCUCGGUGGCCAUCUCUUCUCUGCUGGCCAAAACAAUUACUGUGGUGUUGUCAUUCAUGGCCACAAAGCCUGGGAACAAGGUCAGCAAAUGGGUAGGAAAGAAUGUGGGAAACGCCAUGGUCUUUUUCUGUUCCAUCAUUCAGUUUGGCAGCAGUGUUGUCUGUAUGGUAAUCUCUCCCCCCUUUCUAGAAGUUGACAUGGAUUCUCAGGUUGGACAGAUAAAGCUGCAAUGCAAUGAACUGUCUGUCACCAUGGUUCCCUAUGUCCUGGGCUACAUGGGCCUUUUGGCUGCCAUUUCAUUUAUUGUGGCUUUUUUGGCCAGGAAGCUACCCAGAGGUUUCAACGAAGCCAAAUUUAUCACCAUCACAGUGCUGGUGUUUUGCAGUUAUGGGGUGUCCUUUGUGCCAACCUACCAGAACAGCAAGGGGAAAUAUAUAGCAGCUGCACAGACUUUCUCCAUCUUGGCUUCUGGUGCUGGGCUCCUAGCUGGCGUGUUCCUUCCCAAAUGCUACAUCAUUGUACUGAGGCCUGAUCUGAAUACAAAGGAGCACCUUAUGAUGAAGAGGAAAGUUAAGAGUGAUUUCAAAUGUAUGCCUCAACCAAAUUUCAGAGAGAAGCCAUUUGUGAAGGAGUGCCCCCCACCCCCAGAUGGACUCCUUCAGCUGCUCCGUCCUCUCCUACAGGCUAAAGACAAUAUUGAUGGAAUUGUGACGAGAGGCGAGAGGCAGUUUGCCUAG
Molecule: messenger RNA, 2562 nt
Organism: Rhineura floridana
Lineage: Eukaryota; Metazoa; Chordata; Lepidosauria; Squamata; Rhineuridae
Product: vomeronasal type-2 receptor 26-like
Exons: 9
Coding region: 1-2562 (853 amino acids)
Biological process (GO): G protein-coupled receptor signaling pathway
Cellular component (GO): membrane
Molecular function (GO): G protein-coupled receptor activity
Source: RefSeq, a predicted model, not a curated record